Messenger RNA from Coniophora puteana RWD-64-598 SS2, 645 nucleotides. RefSeq names its product phosphatases II. The coding region runs from base 1 to 645 and encodes 214 amino acids. The transcript has 6 exons. Lineage: Eukaryota; Fungi; Basidiomycota; Agaricomycetes; Boletales; Coniophoraceae. Gene Ontology annotation, biological process: regulation of ERK1 and ERK2 cascade; protein dephosphorylation; negative regulation of protein binding. Gene Ontology annotation, cellular component: nucleoplasm; cytoplasm. Gene Ontology annotation, molecular function: F-box domain binding; protein tyrosine/serine/threonine phosphatase activity. The record is from RefSeq and is a predicted model, not a curated record.
AUGGCCACACUCCCCAACGAAGAACAUAUCCGCAACCUCAUCCAAGGACCUGCAGAGGUCGAAUGGCGAUACGAGAUGCGGCGAGAGUGCCAGGAGAUCCUUCCAGGUCUCCUCCUAGGCCCCUUCCAAGCUUCCAAGUCGCUCGAGACGCUCCAGUCUCUCGGUGUUACCCACAUUGUCUGCAUACGCGACGCAAAGGAGGCAUUUUCUGUCCGCCCGCGCUUCCCGGAGCACUUCCAAUACCUCGUCCUAGACGUGGAAGACAACGAAGAGCAGAACCUCAUCCGCCUAUUCCCCCAAGCAAACCAGUUCAUCAUAGGUGCCAUGCAAGCCGGCGGAAAGGUCCUCGUCCACUGCAACGGCGGCAUCUCCCUCUCCCCGGCAUUCGUAGUCAUGUUCGUGAUGCAGCACUGCCAGCUCUCAUGGGAGAACGCGCUCCAUCUCGUCCAGAACCGGCGCUACUGCAUAUCCCCCAACGGCGGCUUCCUCACCCAGAUCAAGGAAUACGAGUCGAUAUACAGGGCGAACAUCUCGCUCGCGGCAAACUCGCACGCACAGCCAAUGAACCGCAUCGUGUCGCGCCGAAAACGGGAGGAUGAAGACGACGAGGACGAGUCCAGGUACGCUCGCUCCCCCUUCCCUUAG